Amyelois transitella is the source of this 5721-nucleotide messenger RNA. RefSeq names its product Fanconi anemia group M protein (gene Fancm). The record is from RefSeq and is a predicted model, not a curated record. The transcript has 18 exons. Gene Ontology annotation, biological process: replication fork reversal; double-strand break repair via synthesis-dependent strand annealing; interstrand cross-link repair. Gene Ontology annotation, molecular function: four-way junction helicase activity; ATP binding; 3'-5' DNA helicase activity. The coding region runs from base 326 to 5200 and encodes 1624 amino acids. NCBI's taxonomy places the organism in Eukaryota, Metazoa, Arthropoda, Insecta, Lepidoptera, Pyralidae.
UGCAAAUGGCCUUUGUUUUAGCAAUCUGAUUGUUUUUAAAUGAUCGACAACCGGUUUCUAUCAUUUGUACCUAAAGACGGGAUACACGACAAACUUUAGCUUUUCUUUCAAAAUCCUAUCAAAUCUGGCGCAUUAUUUUGUUCCAGUAAGCGUGUUUUCUUCCGAGAUAGUUGGCAGCAGUAUAAGUUGCUUGCGAUAAUUUUAUUGCUUUGCUUUGCUGUGUUUUAGUUUACCGGUAUAAAUAACCAGAACAAUAUGACCCUUAAUAAAUGUAAAUAACUAGCUUUUAAACCAAUAAGAUGAUUUAUACACAUAGUAUUUAUAAAUGAUGUAUAGCUCAAAACCCGGUCAUUCGAAGGCGGACGUUUUUGAAGAUGAUGAAUUAUUUGAAAAUUCUUCUUUUCUCACAAAUUUUGAAAACAGUUCCUUCAAAGAAAAGGCUGGGUUUUCUGAGAGUCAUAUAAAUGACUCUCAUAACACCAGUGAACUUAAUGUCAGCGCUUUGUGCUGUGAUGAGGAACUAAAUGGCUAUGACAAGUUAACUGGGAAAACAUGGAUCUACCCCACAAACUACCCAGUCAGGGACUAUCAGUUCAAUAUUAUAAAGGCAGCUCUGCUUAAAAAUACACUUGUAAGUCUCCCGACAGGCCUGGGUAAGACUUUUAUAGCCGCUGUCAUAAUGUAUAACUUCUACCGCUGGUACCCUCUUGGCAAGAUUGUGUUCACAGCACCCACCCGGCCUCUUGUUGCACAACAAAUUGAUGCUUGCUACAACAUUAUAGCUAUCCCGCCUAAUGACACCAUUGAAAUGACAGGACACAUGCAAGUAAACACUCGAAAAGCACAUUGGCAAAGCAAAAGAGUAUUCUUUGCGACGCCACAGGUUAUAUACAAUGAUAUCAUGUCAGGCAUAUGUCCCAGCGAUAAGAUCAGAUGUUUGGUGCUUGAUGAGGCGCAUAGGGCAAGAGGCAACUAUGCGUAUUGUCAAAUAGUUGGCAGCCUGACGGAUAUGGGACACAAGUUGUAUAGAAUACUGGCGUUAUCUGCGACCCCUGGGAGUAGAGUUGAAGACGUCGCUAAUGUAGUGAAGAAUCUACACAUAGCUCACUUAGAACUGAGGACUGAGAAUUGUUUAGACGUAGCUCCAUAUAGCCACGCGCGCAAGAUAAACACCGUUGUUAUCAAACUAGGGCCGCAAUUAACACAACUAAGGCAGCAGUACAUUGAGAUAUUAGACGGAUAUGCUCGCAGGCUGAAACAGUUCAACAUCCUGCCUCAGAACUUAGGAAAUCUGUCUAAAGGCCGUGUCGUUAUGAUGUAUAAAGAAUACCAGACAAAGGAGCGUAGUGCUAGGCAUCCGCAACACAACAUUAUAAUGAAAGACUUCACAAUUCUCAUUGCUCUAUACCAUGGCUUGGAAUUGCUCAUCAAGCACGGUUCCCGAGUAUUUCUGAACUUCUUCGAUGAACAUCCGGAGAAGUCCUGGAUGCAAGCUGAUGACCAGCUCACGGCUUUGUUGGAGAGGCUAAGAGAUGAUCUAGGAGUCAAUCCGCUAUCCUUGGACAGAAGUAUAUUGCCAGAUGGAACUAUACCUGAGAUGCCAAAAAAUUUAUGCUUCGGCCAUCCCAAAUUCGACAAGUUGAAGGAAAUCAUGAUGGAGCAUUUUAUUAAAUGUCAAAAGAAUGGUCAGGAUACCCGCGCUAUCGUGUUCUGCGAGUACCGCGAGAGUGUAAACCUCGUGCACUGCCUACUGCUUCAGUGCCGGCCUAUCAUCACGCCCAUGAUGUUCGUCGGACAAGGCGCCUCUGGCAAAGACGGCAAGACAGUGGUAUCUCAGAAACAGCAGCUGCGCGUGAUGCGCAGCUUCCGCGCGGGCGCGUGCAACGCGCUGGUGGCCACGUGCGUGGCGGAGGAGGGGCUGGACGUGGGCGCCGUCGACCUCAUCCUGUGCUUCGACGUCGCCUCGCGCUCGCCCGUGCGCCUCGUGCAGAGAUGCGGACGCACAGGCCGUGAGCGAGGCGGCCAGGUUCAUAUUUUAGUCACGGAGGGAAGAGAGCAUCAGACGUUACUAGACUGCAUGCGUCAACGGGAUGGUCUGAACAAAAAAGUACUCCAAUCACGCGAAGUUGAAAGCUGUUUGUACAAAAGUAAUCCUCGUAUGGUGCCUCACGAUUUUGUGCCCGUCUGUCAGAAGAUGUACAUCACUGUGGCCAAAAAACAAGACCCGAAGGAGAAGAAAGAUGGCAUUGAGAAAGCCAAGAAGGGUCAAAAAGAUCUAAGAACGAUGCUACUCGGCCGCGCGUCUUCAGGCUCAAGUACUUCCAGUAAGGAGGUCGAUGUUGGUACCUUGAUAUCUGAAGAAGAGUUCAACGAGAUGUUUCCAGACGGUUUCGACGACAGAAAAAGACUCCCAGCGCCUAAGGAGUACUGGGCUAUGAGCAGAGAAAAAUUAAAUGGCAUGGAGUAUGCAGAAGAUUUGAAACUGCACACGUGGUUGGAAUGGCAGAGAAGCUUACAGAAAACUGUCAACAUAGGGCAUUCAACGGACAGUGAAAUUUUGUCCGCCCUAUUGCAAUGUAGUGAUGCUAAGAGAUUUAAUAUGCCGCCAUCGACGCAAAAUCCAGUUUUCCACACUCAAGAUAUUGCAACACAAAAUUUAGCCAUAUCGUCCACACCUCGUUUUGUGCUUUCGCCAGCAAAAACUAAACAAACUAAGAAAAAGACAAAAGCUUUACCGAUAAAGUCGCCGGGAAAAAAUUAUGGGGAUAUUAGAGCUCUCUUUAGCACUGCCACCAAAUCUACUAAAAGUUACACCAAACUUAUUAACGAUUUAGGUAUACAAGACAAUGAAGGCAUACCAACACAUUUGAUAAAUCUACUAGUGGACUUAAGUUUAGAUAAUUCUAGCAAAACGGAAAAUUGCUACAUUUGCCAACAUUUAGGAGACUGCUCUUUUAUAUCAAACAUAAGAAAAGAAAGAAAGAAACUUCCAUUAUCUUUGAGAUUCCUUUUGGAGCCAAAAUUACCAAACCCCGAUUUGCUCGAUGAUGUCGAUGCGAAUAUGUUAUCAAAAUACGGAAAAAACAAUGAAAGUUUGAUCAAUCCAAAUAUUAACAAAAGCGUCGACAUGGACAAAAAUCUCAGUGGCAACUUUGACUUAGAUUUUGAUUUUUGUUCCCCUGAAUUUUACCCUGCAGGUAAUGACAAAACUCCUGUUAAAAGUAAUAAUAAUAGUAGUCCAGUUCUUAGUCUAAAUAAAAGUAAAAGCAAUUUCGAAUUGGAAUUAGAAUUCAAUUCGCCUCCCCCAGAAACAAAACCUACCAAUAAUUCCAGUGGAAAUGAUAAUUUUGAAAUUGGAGAUAUCGAAGAUAUCUUUGCUGAAAGCAGCCCUGAGGAAAAUAUCCAAAAGGAAAUAAUGGUAGUUAGUGACGAAAGAGUAGACCAAAGCAAAGUUAAAAAACAGGGACAAGACAAGAAGGACCCCAAUUCCGAAGGAGAAGCUUUAGGUUUCUUUGGACUAGAUAGUAUUGACGAUAUUUUCGCUGAAGACGAUAGUUUUGAUAAGCUACCUGAACCCGAUAUAAAUGACAAUAAAAUAAUAGAAACUGUUAGUAAAAAUAAGAAAAUUGAUGUACCCGAUUAUGAAAAUCCACGCAGCCCGUCUAUUUUAUCAGGAAAAGUAAUUCCUACUUCGCCAAUACUCGGCAGCCAAAUAAAUACCAAACUUAAAAAGUUAAGUAUGAAGAAAAAUAUGAUUCCGACUACACCGAUAAGUGAUAUAAGUAAAACUGAAUUUAUACAUUCGCACAAAAGUUUGGCUGAUAGAAGUAAUAAUAAGAGUAUGUUCACGAUCACACAACUUGUUGACAUGAUUAACAAAACUGACAACGGGAAUUUGACAUUACAUAAUUCUAAUAUAAAAAAGGAUAACAGUAAAGUGGAAUUGGAAAAAGGUGACGAAAGGAGCAACUCUCCAAUUAUUUUGACACAAGCUGAUAAAAAGAAAUCUAUGAAUAUUUCUCUCACAAACAAAUCCAAUAAAAAUUUAUCAAAUAAAAGUGAAAGUCUCAUAAUACUGGACAGUGAUAGUGACUCGUCUGAUGAUACACAAAUAUAUGAAUGUGAUUUUGAAAGAAGUAAAGAUUCAGUAGCAAAUUCUAGUAAGAAAAAUGAAACAGUUUUGAACCCAAGUCCAGCACCCGUUACUAGCAAAAGAAAGCUAGAUUUUGAGGAUGACGAUUUUGCAACUUCAUCUCCGUAUUUCAAUAAAAAACAUAAACCGAAUCCAGGUUCUAAAUCGCUUAGUUUAAAAGAAAAAGUGUUAGCAGCAUUGUCAUCCAACAAAGUAUUUCCAUUAUCCCAAAAAAAUAAUGAUCCUGACGUUAAUUUCAUGACAUCUCCAGUAAUAAAAUUGUCGCAAAAGGAAAAUCAGAAUCCUUUUGGUGACUUUAUUAGUAACAAAAAAAAUACAGAGAUUGAUAAGGAGAAGGAAUGUGUAAGUGAAGAUAAAAUAGAAAUGUUACAAAUGUUCAAAAGGCAUAGUAAAGUGAAAAGUCCUAAGAACAUUAUGGACAAUAUUUUGAAAAAUAAUGUGUCCAGUCAAAAACGAAAGAUGUGUUUCGAUAGCGAAGACGACUUCGUUUCCGAUGACGACAGAAAUCCGCGGCCCUCUAACGAUGACGUCAAAAAGAAGAGUCUAAUUAAUCACAAAGUACGAAAAAAAAAGAAGCCGAACUCAUUCCUAGAGUUGGAGGCGGCGCUGUCGGGCUCGGAGCCCAGCUCGGACGAGCUGAGCGACGCGAGCGCCGGCAGCCUGGCCGACUUCCUCUGCGACGACGACGCCGCGUCGCCCGACAUACACGCGCACUAUCUGCGCUCUAUCAAGAGCCCGGUGAAUAACGGUGUAUUCAAGAUACCACUAUUACCUCAGAAGUACAAUAAAUCUGAUCUAUUCUCGCAAUUUGUAGAAGAGGAUAAUUAUGAAAUGGAUAGUUUCUGUGUCGAUUCUCACAUCGGUUUGACACAAGCCAACGACGUAUCUGAGUUAGAGCUCGCCGAAAUUGUUCUAGAAGAAAAACGUAGAGCGAAACGAAAUAAGUCUCCAAAAACCGUUACCGACGAAAGUGGAGACAGUCCAAUAGUUAGAAGAAAGAAUAAAAUUACGAGGCAAAUACAUAGCGACUCUGAUGAUAGUAGUUAGCCCAGCUGGUCUGGGUCCUACUCAUGGAGCUUGACAAUCUUAUUUGUUUCGGGAGCGAUGUUUCAGGUUCAACCGCCAAUUUAUUUAGUAACACCAAAGGGAGGAUCUUCCGCCAGUCUAGGAUUUCUUUUUCCUCCAAUCCAUAAAAAUUUUGCUACCGUAAUUUACUCCUCGUUUGUUAACAUAUGUUCCGGGGGUAAAUCCCAGAUUCUGCCUCGUUUUUCUGGAGGGGAGCCCGAGAUGCGAGUUUUAAUUAUGAUCUAGAUUAGGUAAAUCAGGUUUUUACACGAACCGACUCUCUUCCGACCUCCGCAACCUUUGCAGGGGAAUCUGAACAAUUUUGGAUCAUGGUAAAAGCUGCAAUGGGUAGAUGAAUGUAGAAAGAAAGAUGAAAUGAGAGAAGAUAAGGACUUUGUAAAGUAAGUGAAUAAUUGGACUGUGAUACGUAGCAUUUGCACAGGGAUAAGACUAAAUGGUUUUGUAACUAAUACUAAGAGUGUAGAUGUUACACUCAGUGCCAU